AUGCCCGGGGGAAAGAGAGGGCUGGUGGCGCCGCAGAACACUUUCCUGGAGAACAUCGUCCGCCGUUCCAGUGAGACCAGCUUCCUCCUGGGAAACGCUCAGAUCGUGGAGUGGCCGGUGGUUUACAGCAAUGACGGAUUCUGCAAACUGUCUGGUUUCCACAGAGCUGAGGUCAUGCAGAAGAGCAGCACAUGCAGUUUUAUGUACGGAGAGCUGACGGACAAGAAGACCAUCGACAAAGUCCGGCAGACGUUCGACAACUAUGAGUCCAACUGCUUCGAGAUCCUGCUGUACAGAAAGAACAGAAGUCCGGUGUGGUUCUACAUGCAGGUGGCUCCCAUCAGGAACGAGAACGACAAGGUGGUUCUGUUCCUCUGCACCUUCAAGGACAUCACGCUGUUCAAGCAGCCCAUCGAGGACGAGACCACCAAAGUAGGAUGGACGAAGUUCGCCCGGCUCACCAGGGCGCUCACCAACAACCGCAACACGCUGCAGCAGCUGGCGCCCAUCGGCAAGCACGAAGUCAGCCACAAGCAGUCCAGGCUGGCCGAGGUCCUGCAGCUCAACUCCGACAUUCUGCCUCAGUACAAGCAGGAGGCGCCCAAGACGCCGCCGCACAUCAUCCUGCACUACUGCACCUUCAAGACCACGUGGGACUGGGUCAUCCUCAUCCUCACCUUCUACACCGCCAUCAUGGUGCCCUACAAUGUCUCCUUCAAGACCAAGCAGAACAACAUUGUGUGGCUGGUGCUGGACAGCGUCGUCGAUGUCAUCUUCCUGGUGGACAUCGUGCUCAACUUCCACACCACCUUCGUGGGCCCCGGCGGCGAGGUGAUCUCCGACCCCAAGCUCAUCCGAAUGAACUACCUGAAGACCUGGUUCGUCAUCGACCUGCUGUCCUGCCUGCCCUACGACAUCAUCAACGCCUUCGAGAACGUCGACGAGGGCAUCAGCAGCUUGUUCAGUUCCCUGAAGGUGGUCCGGCUGCUGCGUCUCGGCCGGGUGGCCAGAAAACUGGACCACUACCUGGAGUACGGCGCCGCUGUUCUGGUUCUGCUGGUCUGCGUGUUCGGACUGGUGGCCCACUGGCUCGCCUGCAUCUGGUACAGCAUCGGAGACUACGAGGUGAUCGACGAGGCCACCAACACCAUCAAGAUGGACAGCUGGCUGUACCAGCUGGCCAUCAGCAUUGGCUCACCGUACCGCUACAAUGCCAGCGGCUCCGGCCAAUGGGAGGGCGGCCCCGGUAAAGACUCGCUGUACAUCACCUCGCUGUACUUCACCAUGACCAGCCUGACCACCAUCGGCUUCGGAAACAUCGCCCCGAGCACCGACGGCGAGAAGAUCUUCUCCGUGGCCAUGAUGAUGGUCGGAUCUCUGCUCUACGCCACCAUCUUUGGAAAUGUGACCACCAUCUUCCAGCAGAUGUACGCCAACACCAACCGCUACCACGAGAUGCUCAACAACGUCAGGGACUUCCUGAAGCUCUACCAGGUUCCCAAAGGCCUGAGCGAGCGGGUGAUGGACUACAUCGUGUCCACAUGGUCCAUGUCCAAAGGCAUCGACACGGAGAAGGUCUUGUCCAUCUGUCCUAAAGACAUGAGGGCCGACAUCUGCGUCCACCUCAACAGGAAGGUGUUCAACGAGCAUCCUGCGUUCCGAUUGGCCAGCGACGGCUGCCUUCGCUCGCUGGCGGUGGAGUUCCAGACCAUCCACUGCGCUCCGGGAGACCUGAUCUUCCACGCCGGCGAGAGCGUCGACACCCUCUGCUUCGUGGUGUCGGGGUCACUAGAGGUCAUCCAGGACGACGAGGUCAUCGCCAUCUUAGGUAAAGGCGACGUGUUCGGAGACGUCUUUUGGAAGGAAACCACCCUCGCUCACGCCUGCGCUAACGUCCGGGCGCUAACCUACUGCGACCUGCACGUCAUCAAGAGGGAAGCGCUGCUCAAAGUUCUGGAGUUCUACACGGCGUUCGCCAACUCCUUCUCCCGAAACCUCAUCCUCACCUGCAACCUGCGGAAACGGAUAAUUUUCCGCAAGAUCAGCGAGGUGAAGAAGGAGGAAGAGGAGCGCCAGCGGGCCAAGAACGAGGUGCAGCUCACCAUCCCGCAGGACCAUCCGGUCAGGAAGCUCUUCCAGAAGUUCAAGCAGCAGAAGGAGCUCCGCAACCAGGGCGCUGCUGCCGCCUCACAGCCGGACCUGGAAAAGAACCAGCUGCAGGUGGAGCAGCACCAGCAGCACCUGCACCCCCACAGCCUGCAGCUGGGCCACUCCAGCCUGCAGCACUCGCUGCCGCUCAGCCUGCAGCGGCCGCACACCUCCCUGCAGAACGGAGCUCCGCCCAGCAGCAGCGUGCUCACCGUGUCGCAGGUCACGCCCAUGCAGAGCUCGCUGGCCUACAGCCAUCCCAGCGAGCCGCCCGCCAAGCAGAACAACUGUGACAUCAUGGAGCUGCAGCCCAGUUCUACUGGCGGCGUCGGUGAGCAAACUGUCAGGCUCAAAGUCAGCACCAGUCCUGCUCUGGGGAAGCCGGCCGCCAAGGCCAGCGGCUGGAUGAGGCUGAAAAACAACAUGGCUCCGACGGAGGCCCGGAAGGAGGGUCUGAACAACAGCGUGAAGGCCGUCUCCGUGGAGAUGCUCUCUCAGGAUGGUAAAGGUCAGGAGGCCGGGGGCGGCGGCGACGCCGAGGAGGGCGGCAGCAACAACCCGCUCCGCAAGACGGACUCCUGCGACAGCGGCAUCACCAAGAGCGAGCUGAGGAUCGACCGGGCCGGCGAGGCCAGGACCCCCGCCGCCGUCACCCCCCUCCUCCACAGCCCCCUCCCCGGGGGAGCCGGGUCGCCUCACCCGUUCUGCCCGAUACCGGAGCAGGCCCUGCAGGCGGCACUGCAUGAGACCCGGCUGGAACUCCGGGGUGACAUCCAGACUCUGGGAGGCCGGCUGGGCGCCCUGGAGAGUCAGGUGGCCGAAAUUAUCAAACUGCUGUCGGAGAAGCGGCGGCCGUCCACGGGGGCGCCGCCCGCCUCCACCACGCCCAAAACCAAAAUCCAACGUCAGGACAUCUUCACCGUCUCCAGGCCUGUUUCCCCCGACUCAGAGCGGGACGACGGGCUUUGA
This is a messenger RNA of Stegastes partitus (bicolor damselfish), 3117 nucleotides long. RefSeq names its product potassium voltage-gated channel, subfamily H (eag-related), member 5b (gene kcnh5b). Gene Ontology annotation, cellular component: plasma membrane; voltage-gated potassium channel complex. The record is from RefSeq and is a predicted model, not a curated record. Gene Ontology annotation, biological process: potassium ion transmembrane transport; regulation of membrane potential. Bases 1 to 3117 code for a protein of 1038 amino acids. Gene Ontology annotation, molecular function: voltage-gated potassium channel activity. The transcript has 14 exons. NCBI's taxonomy places the organism in Eukaryota, Metazoa, Chordata, Actinopteri, Pomacentridae.